Molecule: messenger RNA, 2310 nt
Organism: Ustilago hordei
Lineage: Eukaryota; Fungi; Basidiomycota; Ustilaginomycetes; Ustilaginales; Ustilaginaceae
Exons: 1
Coding region: 1-2310 (769 amino acids)
Molecular function (GO): RNA binding
Source: RefSeq, a predicted model, not a curated record
AUGGCCAACAAGUCGACAAAAAAGGACAGCUCGGCUACUGCUCAGACUCCUGCUCCAGCAGCAACCCCCGAUGGCUUCGAUUCGGAACUCGACGCAAUCUUCAAGGCAGCGCCACCAGCACCUCUUCCUGCCGUCACUGCAAGAUCCACAUCCACCAGCACUGCCGCCGCAUCUGGCCCAUCCAACUCCAGAAAGCGCAAAGCAGCCCAGCAACAGCUCGAGCAAGUAGCCCAGGAAGACUCUGAACAGGAGGAAAGCAAUGAAGAAGCAGAGCAUGAUGACAACGACGACAACGACGACAACGACAAUGUAGAGAUGGAACAAGGCCAUGGAGACCUCUCAAGCGUCGACGAGGAGUUGGACGAUGAAGGAUCACUUUUAUUCAGCCAAAGUGAAGCAGAAGACGAUUCUGACAACCAAGAUGAUGCCGAAGCUCCAGAAGAGGACGAGCCUUAUGUCCCUCCUCAGCACGAGUCGGUCAUCAGAGGCAGGGGCAAGAACAACACCACCGAGGCCCCAGCCAAGCAACGCAAAAAGACAUUCAAACAAGAGCACGAGCCCUCCGAGACACGAGACCAGCGCACACUCUUCAUCGGCAACGUUCCUAUCGAGACUGCCCAGUCCCGCUCUCUUCAGCGCAAGCUCACGUCCUUCAUCGAGUCCUUCUCUCCAUACCCUAUCCUCACCAAAGCUACCGCGCUUCGUUUCCGCUCUGUCCCUUUCGCUACUCCCACCGUCAAUCUUGAUGCAGAUGCCGACGACGACGACGAUGCUUCGGGCAAGAAGAAGAACAAGAAGAACAAAAACAAGGGCAAGUCCAACGACCGCAGUCAAAACUACAAAGAGGCUGUUGCUGCUGUCGAAGGUGGUCUAGGAUCGCAGGCUCCUCUCACAGCACAGCAGAAGCGAAAGAUCGCCUUCAUCAACCAGGAUUUCCACGAAAAGGCAAAGAGUGUUUCUGCAUACCUCACCAUCGCCCACCCCCAGGCCGUGCUUGAUCACCUUUAUGAUAUUGCCCCGCCCAAAGCCAAGUCCAAGGAUGCUGCACAAGCAAGCACACGCCGAAUCGAGCUCGACUGCAGACUCACAGGCUACAUCCUUGCAGCGCUCAUUGCACCAUUUGCCGAUGGUCAGCCAUUCGAAGGACGUCACUUGCGAGUGGAUCUCGUCAAGUCUAUCUCGCCUGGCCAAGUUCUCACCUCUGGCCUCGAAAAGGUCAAGACCCUGGACGGCAACCUUGCAGGAUCCAGCAACGCGACCACCGAUCCCAAAUCCACCCUCUUCGUCGGCGGUCUCGAUUUCGAAACAGACGAAGAAGAAGUUCGAGCGUUUUUUGAAUCACUGCUCGUCGAAGAGCUUGGUCCUGCGGGCGAAGCGAUCACAAUCCCUGUCACAGGUCUCGACGGCAAACGAGCACCGAAAGACCUUCUCGAUUCCCUAUCACGCGAGUUCCCAUUCGUUCCACCCGAACAGCGCAAACCUACCGAGUCUGUCGUUCGCGACGCCGAAUACGUCCGUUCAGUCCGAUUGAUCCGAGAUGCAGCCACACAAAUGGGCAAAGGUAUCGGUUACGUACGCUUCGCUUCGCAACAAUGCGUAGAUGAAGUCAUGGCAAUUUACAACGCCGAUCAAGCCUUGCUUGAAUCGAUCAAAGGUGUCAAAGGUUCUCUCGGUGCUUCGGCUGCCAUCGCUGCGGGCGGGAAAGAGUUGAAACGUAGACUCAAGCUCAAAGGUCGUCCUAUCCGCGUUGCUUAUUGCAAGUCUCAAACUAACGAUUCUCCUCAUCCUCGCUCCAAAAAGCACUCGAACGCUGAGGAGGAUCAAGCGGAACCCGGCACUCCACAACGCAAGUCUCCUCGAUACGAACGAUCUUCCGGCGCACCCACACCCAACGGUACCUCGCCCCAUGCACUGCAGAAGAAAAGACAGCGUACGAUGCCGCCCACAAAGAUCAGCCCUGGUAGUCCGAGCGCUUCUCGUGCACCACCCGCCAACUCGGCCGAUAUCGCAAAGAAGGCAGACUUGUACGCCACAUUGAGCAAGGAUGAGAGAAAACAGCUCAAGAAAGAGGAUCAGGAUAGGAUCAACAGGAGGAUGGAGAAGAAGAACAAGAAAUUUCCUGCUUCUGCUAAAGGCGCCUUCAAGGCGGAUAAGUCCUUGCUGGCGGAAGGAGACAAGGUGAAGAGUAAGGAGAAGGUCAGGUUGAGGCAGCCGAAUGGAGCUGGUGCAAAGGGCGUGGGAGGUGGUAACAAGUUCAACAAGGCUCCUCCUCAGGUUGGUGCUAGGAGAGGUCCACCUAAGGCCAAGUAA